AUGGAAGAAGACUUCUUCUCCGACGACGAAACGCUAGACGCCCUUCCAGAAAAAGAGCUACAAGCGCUCGAGGACGCCGCAAUCUCAAGCACCCAGGCGCGAGCAGUAGCAGUAUCAGCCCAGCAAUCAUGCCACCAAUACCAAAAACAACUCCCGCUCCCACAACGGCAGCAAUGGUCACAACGAUACCAGCAACAGCAGCAGCAGCAGCAGCCUCCACAAGACCAUUACCUCUCUCCCGCACAUUCGCUACCAUCCGCAGCUCCGCCCGUCCAACGGAGACCUUACCAGCGACCAUUCAAGCCUCCGUUGCAACAGCGGCGGCAGGAAGCUGUCAUCGUGGAGUAUGAGACACUUCCGACCCUACCCUACGUAUCCGAGCCUCCGACGCCACAGCAGGUCCAGCCGCCGCCGAUAGAGGCGGCGGUGGAGGUUGAAGCCGCCUCUUCGGAUUAUGGACCUGUUGACUUUGACCUCGAGAUUGCGGAGGAGUUGUUUGACUAUGCCGCGCCAAGGGCGGAGGGUGAAGGGAAUGGUGGUGGCGGUGGUGGUGGGGAGCAAUAUGUGUAUGACGAGGGGCAAUUCAAUGUGGAGCACGUUGGCAAAGGGUAUGCUAACGGGUAUGGGGAACGUAUCCGGGGGGAUGAGGAUCAUAGGAUGACGGAUGAGGAGGAAGGUAUCCUGAGGCGUCUGGAGGAGGUAAGUUUUUGCCGCUCUUUAUUCACUCCUAACUUUUACUCUCGUGUAUUAUAGUUGAGCCAACCAAUGAUUACAGCUGCGAGUCGAAAACACCCGUCUUGAAUCUGAACUAGCGAACCUAAAAGCCCAAAAGGAAGCCGAACUCGUAUCGCUCAGACAAGUCAAGGACGGCGAAACAAGCAUCAUCCGCAGCAAUUUGGCAAAGGAGAAAAAGGAACACGCCCGAAUAGUCACCUCCCUGACAAAUCAGCACCAGGCAAACACCGACAAACUCAAUGCCCAGAUCGCGGAGAAAGAGAACGAGAUCAAUCGGCUGAAGACUACGCAUGCAUUCCUGGAAAAAGAGAACGCGGACUAUGAGAAGCAGAUACGGAGUUCCAAGAAGGUUGUCAUCAGUAGCGGGAGGGUUGGCAGGAGUCCUGUUACUACCCCGCGGAAGGGGAAGGGGAUGCAGCACAGGGAUGGAUUUGACGACGACGAGAUCAUGAUGGGUGGGAGUCCCUCUAUGAUGGCUGGGAGGAGGACGCCGACUAAAGGGGUUAAGAGGAAGAGGACCGCUCAGGAUAGCCCUAUCAUCCCGUUACCGUUGAGUCAACCCAGGAGGACAUCUGCGUCGUUCACAGAAGUUCAGGAGCAGGUUGUUGAUGAGGCGUUAUUGGAACGGAUGUUCCUAGAAGAUGAUCGGUUUGAUGUUUGUCCCACUGAAGUAUCUGCGGUUCCCCGAACAUUGAAUCGCUGAUCGUGGGAGCAGUUCUUAAAAGCACUUGUGGCACAUAGGGUCAACCGAUCCGAAGAACGAGCGUUAGAGGCUUUAACAAGAUUCUCUUUUCCUUCUUCUGACGCCACAAUCUCAUCUUUGUUCCUGGAUAGAGUCACGUUGUUGGAGACCACGGCGGCGAAAUUGGAGUUUUCGGUUGGAGUUUCGAAGGUUCUACUUAAUCUCUGGGCCAGGUGUUUGCAGGAGUCAUUUGUAAGACUGCUCUCAACCCAUUCCUGCUCCUGGAUAUCUGUGCUGACAAUGAUUAGUUUGGGCCAUUAAUGUUUCUUCUAGACCUACUACAGUUCAGCGUUAAUUGGGACCAAGGUGGUAAAUGCCACUGGUUCUGCGAGGAGGCGGUGGAAUUGAUUCAGCGGACGGUGGACAUCAAUGCCAUUCCGACACUCCAAAAGAACUUUUCCAAAAUCGAGAAGGACGUAAAUGUUACCCCCUGCCUGGAGCUCUUGGAAAGCAUAGCCCUGGGAAUGGUUGGAAACGAGACCCAUGUGAGAAGGUAUGAUAGGAGAAUUGAUAGCAGGCUUGAUCCAAUCCCUUCCCGCUAACUAAUGUUAGAUUCUGGCAUUGUGUACGUUCAGACUUCCCCCUUAUCCUGCUGAACCCCACACAGCCGAUUGAGCAUAUACACCGCAUGACGUCGAUCCUUUGCACGAGCGUGACCAGCCAAUCUUUCGGACCACGGGGGAGCAACGAGACGGCCCAGCGCCAGAACGAAUCUAACCUGUUGGCGUCCAUAACGAGGGUAUUGUCAGAUACCCCUGGAUCAGCAACAGGUGAACCGAGAUGGGAUAGAGUUGAGGCCGUAGAGCUGAGGAAGGAGAUAGUCCAGUUUCUAGGCACAGUUGCGGGUGUGAAACUUGGAAUUGAGGCUCUUGCCCAGCAUCAGGUCGUGUUGCCAAGGUUAUCGAAGAGGAUCGCAGAAGAAUUGGAGGAAGUGUAUGAGUGGAAAUAUGGAACGGAUAGAAGGUACGUGUUUUCCCCAAUUCGCUUCCGCCAUUUCCCGGCAAUCCCCUUUUUUCUUGCUUCUCUUCCCUUCCCGCUCCUUCUUCUCCUGGUUCCCAACACGCUCGUCGGUCAGAAGACGGAAUAGUAGGAGAGAGAAGAAGAGAAAAAAAACACCCCCCCCGAAUAAAAGGGACAGGAAAUUCGGGAGAAGGAGAAGAAAGAAAGAAAGAUAUGGUAUCCCGUACAGAAAGAGAAGAGAGCAGUAAAGGACUAAGUAAAACCCUCUGUACCACAGUUCCCAAUUCCUGAAUUCGGCCGUGCGCCUCCUCCACGCGAUCAUCACCACCAACGCCCAGGAUGCAAUCGUGAAACUCUCGGGAAGUACAAGCUACAAGCACAUCGUCUCCAUGACGCGUAUAGCAUUUAGCGAUGGGGAGCUUCAGGAGUCCGGGAUAGAGGAGACUAUAAUGUACCUCGCUCACGAGAUUCUAGAAGUAAUGGUCACGCCGCAUGAAGGGGAGAAGCUCUGGAGUCUUUUUCGUCCGUGAUUAAAGGAUGAUGGCGAUUAUACCCCCUUCUUUCCUUCCCUAACUUAUCGAUAUUGUAUCAUACCAAAACCUUUUCCCCUUCCUCCUUUUCUCCCCCCCUUUUUUUCUUUCCCAUCGGUGGGCCUAGUUUGUAGCAUAUAUAUAUAUAUUCUUCCUGUCUCCUGUAUCGCAACCCGGUACCGGUAGUUGGGAAGGGAGGGAGGGAGAAGGGGAAAAAAAGGAUAGAAAAUACUCGUACUCGAGUAUCGUGGUUUACAAACAUUGAUAUACAGUAACUUUAGCACAAAGUUUGCGACGGCCAUGGG
Tuber aestivum (summer truffle) is the source of this 3272-nucleotide messenger RNA. NCBI's taxonomy places the organism in Eukaryota, Fungi, Ascomycota, Pezizomycetes, Pezizales, Tuberaceae. The record is from the annotation of a GenBank genome assembly.